CCACCUGGUAGGCAUCGUCUUAAGUGUCCACAUGUGUCGACAUGAUUCAUGUGAUAAUUUUUUCGUGAUUAAUCACAUGAGUUAACUCGUUAAUAUUGACAGCUCUGAUAUAAAGAUACAUCUUUGUGUUUUUGUUCAUAAUUAACAUUUCAUCUUAUCUCAUUAGAUGCCUUUUUUAGGACCUUAAAAACACAACCGUAAUCGGUGAAUUGGACACCCCCGCUUGACCUAAUCUUACAUUUGAUCAUUUGUAGUGUGAAAAAUGUAUAUUAAAUGACAAAAUACCAAAAUACAGCAUUAUUUGCUGAAACGAUAGUACUUUCAUGAACAAGUGAAUGCAAGCCAUACAGGUCACACUGAGGGUGGCCGUAUAAACAACUUUAACACUGGUACAAAUAUGCGCCACACUGUGAACCCACACCAAACAAGAAUGACAAACACAUUUCGGGAGAACAUCCGCACCGUAACACAACAUAAACACAACACAACAAAUACCCAGAACCCCUUGCAGCACUAACUCUUCCGGGACGCUCCGAAUUCGGAGGUCUCGAGCUUGGCAAGUAUGUUCCAGUCUCAAUAAUAACGGCUAGCCGUUAGUCCUGCUAGUGGGACUCUAAGGAGACAAGUAGAGCUGCAUGUUGUGUGGGCGUCCACACCUGUCGCGGCGUCGCCGUUUAAUAACAGCAGUGCAGUCUUUUAACGCACGCCUAGGAAUUUACGGAUGUGAAACGAAGUGACCGGCUGCAUCGGCUUUUUGAUGUGGCGUAGUCAUGGAGAUCUGUGUGCAUACACAUUGGCAUCUGGCGUGGGCGUGAGCCUUUCAUGGGGACAAGCAGAAGUUGCUUUCUGCCGUGCGCUUGUAAAAGUGUGUGAUUUGAUAUGCAGUGGAGCCUACUUUAUAUCGCUGAAGACCACCACAAUUUAAUCAUGGCAGCCAAAAUUGUGAUCGUGAUUAAAAUUGUAUUUAUUGGCUCACAUUUGUGACACUAGCCAAUCACAGCCUAGAUUUGUUGUGCUGCCAAUUGAGGUCUCUCUAAAAAUGAAAAGUAAUUCUAAUAAAUGUUGUAUGACCUUAUGUUCAUUCACUGCAGCUUCACUCAGACGAAAAGGAACUACUUUAAGCGACGGAUGAAGACUUUUCCAUUUCUACUGUGCAUGUGUUUGUGUGUGUGAGAGAGAGAUAAGAACAACAGAAGAUAAACCAAAAUACAAAGCAGUCAUUCUCAGUAGGGAAUGGUUGACAUGUUCUUGUCUUUCGUCAUGUUGUGAGCAAAGUUGAAGAAAUGUUAGUUUAGGUUGAUAAAUUGUGAAAGAAAGAAAACAGCGGAUAACAAUGUGCACGAACCCAACAAUAGAAAGCAAAUAUUCACUGAAAGGUCAAUUGUUGAAGUAUUGGGAUGUUCACACACGUUUCCAUCGUAAUUAAAUGUCAGCCAUGACUUGGGCCAAGAUGGUGAAGACAUGAGGAUUGGCGAAUGACUGAUGAAAACGUGAUGGGGAGGAGCUAUUGAGUCCAUGCUGCACUCCUAUUGGUUGGUCAUGUUUCAGUAGCUGUAAGCUGAGCUCUAAUUGGAUAUUUUUCUAGUAAGAAAUACAUUGAAGUGAUGCUGAGUCCCAAGUCUGCUCUUGAGAAGAUAGGUGAGAACUUCAUCUUUUAAAUACAUGUUUUCCUCGUCAUGAACUGUUCUUCAUGUCAACUUCUCACACAGCUCAUCAUGGCCGACUGGAGCCACUGUUUGACCUUUGGCCUCUCAGUGGCCAAACAGGCCAGUCAGCUGAUCAUGGCGGCAUUUAAGCAGCAGAAGGAGGUGACGUGUAAAAGUUCUGCUGCUGAUUUGGUGACACAAAGUGACAUGAAGGUGGAAAAGUUUAUUAUGUCUGCCAUUGCUGACAAAUAUCCUCACCACAGGUUCAUCGGGGAGGAGUCUGUGGGCAUGGGGGAGAACUUGCAGCUGACAGAUCAUCCCACCUGGAUCAUUGAUCCCAUUGAUGGAACUGUCAAUUUUGUCCACAGCUUUCCGUUUGUGGCCGUCUCCAUCGCCUUCUGUGUCAAUAAGCAGACGGAGUUUGGUAUCGUGUACAGCUGUGUGGACGACAAAGUGUACCAUGCUCAGCGAGGAAGAGGAGCCUUUAUGAAUGGACAAAUGCUGCACGUCUCCGGACAGCAAGAUGUGAGCAGAUGUGUGGUGGUGACGGAGAUCGGGGCGGAGCGCGAUGACGUUGCUCUGUCCACAAUGACGUCCAACAUCUUCAGACUGCUGAAGCUUCCUGUGCACGGAGUGCGAGCGUUAGGCACGGCGGCAGUGGAUAUGUGUCAGGUGGCGACUGGUGGCGCUGACGUCUACUAUCACAUUGGGAUGCACUGCUGGGACAUCGCUGCCUCUGCUAUUAUCGUCCAGGAAGCUGGAGGCGUUGUCAUGGAUACUGAUGGCUCAGAGUUCGACAUGAUGUCACGCCGAGUCAUCGCAGCGAGCUCGUCUACUGUGGCCAAUCGUAUUGCUCGGGUGAUUAGCGCAUUUCCCUGUUGCCGUGACGACGCCAAGCCAAGCACAUGACGUCCGUGUCGGCGGGAUUGACGGCCAUCUGUCAGUCAUGCAUGCGGUCAACCACCAAUCAUAGCUGCUGGGUGGUCGAGCAUACAAAUGGCAAUCUGUAAAGUCAAUUUCUCUCUUUUGGUGUCUAUGUAUGGGUCAAAACAAUCAUAAAUAAACUCGA
This is a messenger RNA of Entelurus aequoreus (snake pipefish), 2715 nucleotides long. RefSeq names its product inositol monophosphatase 1-like. The record is from RefSeq and is a predicted model, not a curated record. Bases 1677 to 2555 code for a protein of 292 amino acids. The transcript is spliced from 8 exons. Gene Ontology annotation, biological process: inositol metabolic process; phosphatidylinositol phosphate biosynthetic process; signal transduction. Gene Ontology annotation, molecular function: inositol monophosphate 1-phosphatase activity. NCBI's taxonomy places the organism in Eukaryota, Metazoa, Chordata, Actinopteri, Syngnathiformes, Syngnathidae.